AUGGGAAAGGCGUACGAAUCCUGGAUACACAGUGCGUUCGCCUGCGACGUGUGUGGCCGGUUCUACGCGCACGCCGUGUCUCUGGGGCUGCACAAGAAAGUGCACGAGGGCUUGACGACGUGUGCGCUCUGUGGAAAGGUGCUCAACAAAGUGGCCGAUUUGAGGGCGCAUCUGCGCCAGGUUCAUCGGCUGUCAAAAGACGACGUCAAGAAAAUUGUUCCACAUCGGCCGCUGUUCUGCGAUGUCUGCGGCCGCAAGUACUUCCACGUGAGCUCCCUGGCGCUGCACAAGAAGGUUCAUGAAGGCCUGACGACGUGCGUCAUCUGUGGCAAGGUCUCCAGCAAGGUGGCCAACCUGCGCAGACACCUGGAGAACUCACACAAACUGUCCCAGGAAGAGAUACGCACGGUGCGCAGCCUUCGCCGCCACCUGCGCGACGUGCACCGGCUGCCGGCCGACGAGGUGCGCCGCAACACGGAGCUGGACGCCCCGGCCGGCCCUGCGCCGCUCUGA
Molecule: messenger RNA, 513 nt
Organism: Pollicipes pollicipes
Lineage: Eukaryota; Metazoa; Arthropoda; Thecostraca; Pollicipedomorpha; Pollicipedidae
Product: zinc finger protein 792-like
Exons: 4
Coding region: 1-513 (170 amino acids)
Biological process (GO): regulation of transcription by RNA polymerase II
Cellular component (GO): nucleus
Molecular function (GO): RNA polymerase II transcription regulatory region sequence-specific DNA binding; DNA-binding transcription factor activity, RNA polymerase II-specific
Source: RefSeq, a predicted model, not a curated record